Messenger RNA from Anthonomus grandis grandis, 450 nucleotides. RefSeq names its product pupal cuticle protein C1B-like. The transcript is spliced from 2 exons. The coding region runs from base 124 to 360 and encodes 78 amino acids. The record is from RefSeq and is a predicted model, not a curated record. Lineage: Eukaryota; Metazoa; Arthropoda; Insecta; Coleoptera; Curculionidae.
ACUAAACGAAGAAAAGGGGAAUUAGUUUAUCAGACUGUAUAUGGUAUAAAAGGCGAAGUCUUAUCUGCUAGCAGUACCAUUUGAUCGAAAGUAUCAAAUACGAUUUAAACCAAACUUUACAAAAUGUUCAAAUUCUUUGCCGUAGUUUUCGCCGCCAUUUUGGCCGUAGUCUCCGCCGCCCCAAAAGCUGAGCCAGGUCUAGCCUACACCGCUCCUUUGGCCUACAGUGCUCCUCUUACUUAUGCUGGUGCCGCCCCCAUUGCCUACUCGUCCUACGCCGCCCCAUCUGUCUACUCUGCCGGAUAUGUUGCUGCUCCACUUGCCUAUUCUUCAUAUGCCGCCCCCGCUGUCUACGUUUAAAUGUUCCAAUUUUGGCAAUGACUGAUUUUUAACAAUUAAUCUUGGUGUAUAUUUGAAACAAAAUUUAAGUAAAUAAAUUAUUGUAAAUUA